CAUUGCAUUUAUAUCUUAUUGUGAAUGUUCGCUAUAAAAUGGACAAACAAGCUAACUUUUCAAACAUCAAGAAUUAUUUUUUUUCUCCAUUCAAAAAACUUCAUCCCUCUCUCUCCCAACCUUCUUUUAGAGAGAGAGAGAGAGAGAGAGAGAGAGAGAGAGAGAGAGAGAUGGGAUCUUGUGGAGUUAUGAACAACAGUUUGUUCCAAUCAUCGCUCUACUCACAUUACAGUUCAAGCUUGAUAUCUUCUUCCGGUACCACUCUUCCUGUCAAACGGCAAAAGUAUUGUGGGAUAUCAGCUGCUCAAGGGGAAAGUUACACGAACGAGACAAACGGCGCCGUUGUGAAGACGACGCCACGUACUCUUCGAUUUACUGGAGAAAAGCCGUCAACCCCAAUUUUGGAUACUAUUAACUAUCCCAUUCACAUGAAAAAUCUCUCUCUCGAGGAACUAGAAAAGUUGAGUGAUGAAAUAAGGGAAGAAAUAGUGUACACAGUGUCUCAAACUGGAGGACACUUGAGUUCAAGUUUAGGUGUGUCGGAGCUAACUGUUGCACUUCAUCACGUGUUCAGCACACCUGAUGACAAGAUUAUUUGGGAUGUCGGUCACCAGGCGUAUCCGCACAAGAUUCUGACAGGAAGAAGGUCAAGAAUGCAUACUAUACGAAAGACUUUCGGGCUAGCCGGUUUCCCCAAAAGGGAAGAAAGUGCCCACGAUGCCUUCGGAGUUGGUCACAGUUCUACAAGUAUUUCAGCCGCCCUAGGAAUGGCUGUAGCAAGAGACUUGUUAGGCAAGAAAAACCACGUGAUAUCGGUGAUAGGAGACGGAGCGAUGACAGCUGGACAAGCAUACGAAGCAAUGAACAAUGCGGGCUUUCUUGAUUCGAAUCUCAUAAUUGUUUUGAACGAUAAUAAACAAGUAUCUUUGCCCACCGCCACCGUCGACGGCCCGGCUCCACCCGUCGGAGCUUUAAGCAAAACCCUUACUAGGUUACAAGCCAGCACCAAAUUCCGCAUACUCCGUGAGGCAGCUAAGGGCAUAACAAAGCAAAUGGGAAACAAAACCCAUGAAAUAGCAGCUAAAGUAGACACUUACGUAAGAGGGAUGUCCGGAAAACCCGGUUCUUCUCUCUUCGAGGAACUCGGAAUCUAUUACAUCGGCCCGGUUGACGGCCACAACAUAGAAGAUCUUGUCCACAUUUUCAAGAAAGUCAAGGAAAUGCCGACACCGGGCCCUGUUUUGAUCCACAUUAUUACCGAAAAGGGCAAAGGAUACCCUCCAGCCGAAGCCGCUCCAGAUAAAAUGCACGGGGUGGUGAAGUUUGAUCCGAGAACUGGAAAGCAGAGCAAAUCAAAACCGAAGACGCUUUCGUACACUCAAUACUUUGCGGAUUCUUUAAUAGCUGAAGCGGAAAAAGACGAGAAGAUUGUGGCUAUACAUGCGGCUAUGGGUGGAGGCACGGGGCUUAACGUAUUUCAGAAACGUUUUCCGAAUAGAUGCUUCGAUGUUGGGAUAGCGGAGCAACAUGCUGUUACCUUUGCUGCUGGUUUGGCAACUGAGGGGCUCAAGCCAUUUUGUGCUAUUUAUUCUUCUUUUCUGCAGAGAGGUUAUGAUCAGGUGGUUCAUGAUGUGGAUCUCCAAAAACUACCGGUGAGGUUCAUGAUGGACCGGGCCGGGCUCGUGGGUGCAGAUGGGCCGACCCAUUGUGGGGCCUUCGACACAACAUUCAUGGCUUGUUUGCCGAAUAUGAUUGUCAUGGCUCCAUCCGAUGAGGCGGAGCUUACGCACAUGAUCGCCACUUCUGUAGCCAUCGACGACCGCCCCAGUUGCCUCCGUUACCCUAGAGGAAACGGCGUGGGUGUCACUCUUCCAUUAAACAAUAAAGGAACUCCUUUAGAGAUUGGUAAAGGAAGGAUCUUAAGGAAGGGAAAUCGAGUGGCGAUUUUAGGGUUCGGAACGAUAGUGCAAAAUUGUUUAGCGGCGGCGGAUAUUCUACAAGAGGUAUGCGGAAUAUUCGUAAGUGUGGCCGAUGCGAGAUUCUGUAAGCCUCUUGAUGGUGACUUGAUUAAGCAGUUGGUGCACGAGCAUGAGGUUCUUAUAACCGUCGAAGAAGGUUCCAUUGGUGGAUUUAGCGCACAUGUUUCACAUUUCUUGUGUUUGAACGGAUUGCUCGACGGAAACCUUAAGUGGAGGGCAAUGGUGCUACCAGAUAGGUAUAUUGAGCAUGGAGAUCAGAAUGGGCAGAUUGAAGAAGCUGGUCUUAGCCCUAAGCAUAUUGCAGCUACUGUUUUGUCAUUGGUUGGUGAAGGAAAGGAUACUCUCAGCUUCAUUAAUUUGUAAAAUAAAUAUUAUUUUAAAAAUAAAUUAUUCGAAGAGGAAGAAUGUCGAUUUCCGAGUUCUUUUAUGACGGUUGUAACGUCGUGCAAAAAGUAAAAUUCAAAAUAAAUAAUUUUUACGUGGUUUAAAUACAAUUAUGCUGAUUCAUAAUACAUCUUUAUUAUAAUCU
Molecule: messenger RNA, 2508 nt
Organism: Erythranthe guttata (spotted monkey flower)
Lineage: Eukaryota; Viridiplantae; Streptophyta; Magnoliopsida; Lamiales; Phrymaceae
Source: RefSeq, a predicted model, not a curated record